UAAUUAAUUUGAUUUUUAUCAGGGCAUUGUACAAGACAAGUCUUCAGGCCUAUAGAUCCUAUGAUCCUGUACUAUUUAUGAAUAUAGUGUAACGGAACGGCCGAUAUACAGGUUGUACGAUCUGGUUGCAGUGUGGUGAUGGCACCACCCUCCCCUGCGCAUAACAGGUGCAAGAUGGGGAACUUCCUCUGGUUUUGUGCUGAACUGCUUUUUCUGCUUUCCCUCUCACAAGCACUUGAGACAGGGCAGGUUAAGGUUGUGGUCCCAUCAUCCUCCAUGCUUGCCAUUAAGGACAGCAGCAUUGUCCUCCCCUGUCACCUCGAACCUGAGACCAGUGCUGCAGGCAUGGAGGUGAGGUGGUUCAAGGGCAGCUUCACAGACUUUCUCUACCUGCACAAGAAUGGGAAGGAGACAGUAGGAUCGGUCUAUAAGGGAAGAGUCAGCCUGGUCCAUCCAGAUCUGGAGAAAGGCAACGUUUCCCUGUUGCUGAAAGACAUUACAGCUUCAGAUGAAGGAAUCUACACGUGUCACGUCAGCCCUGGGCAGUAUUUUGAUGAGCGAUCACUGAACAUGCUGGUCAGAGAGCGUGUGUUUGAAUGCAGCCAUCCUGUGAGACUGUACCUCUCUGUUAUCGUGAUUCCUGCAGUACUGGCUCUAUUCUGCUUCUGGGCUUCUUUGCUUUAUGCUCAAAGAAAGAAACAAGGUACUGUAUCAUCAGACGCAGUGUACUGGUGUACUGCCAGGCCCUGUAACACCAGGAGACUGAGGUCACUCUUCUAGACUGGAGUUAGAGUACGUUGUAGGUCGACCUGCAGGAGCAAACACAGCAGAUUCACUCAGUCAAGGGUUUGUUCCC
Lepisosteus oculatus (spotted gar) is the source of this 856-nucleotide messenger RNA. NCBI's taxonomy places the organism in Eukaryota, Metazoa, Chordata, Actinopteri, Semionotiformes, Lepisosteidae. The record is from RefSeq and is a predicted model, not a curated record.